Mytilus trossulus (common blue mussel) is the source of this 2939-nucleotide messenger RNA. RefSeq lists its product as uncharacterized. Lineage: Eukaryota; Metazoa; Mollusca; Bivalvia; Mytilida; Mytilidae. The transcript has 7 exons. The record is from RefSeq and is a predicted model, not a curated record. The coding region runs from base 153 to 986 and encodes 277 amino acids.
UACUUCGUAAUCAAUAUCUGUAAUGUAUUGUUUACCUUAUUGAUUUGCAUGCGUGUGUUGGAAGCGCCACCUAUCAUCUUACGGUUACAGCAGCUGAUUACAAGAUGUAGAUUCCUAACGGGCUUCAAAAGAUGUAACACAUUGGGGACACAAUGGACAAUGCUUCAUUGUGGGGAGUCAUUAUUUUACUCCCAAUAUGGGCAGCUCUUGCAGAUCAAGCAUUAUACAUGGACACCUAUGGACAUUGCAAUAUGGAUGGAUAUUAUCCAAUCAGUGACGAGACCGUUACCCUGAGCGGCAGGGGAGGGGGACAGGCAUACAAGACAAUGAUUUGUGUUAUUAAAUUCAGGGCUGAAAGAGAUGAACAAAUCUGCAUCAUCUUUGAUGAACUAAGUAUCAAGGAAAGAGGAACUCAUCUCUCGAUCUUUGACGGCCAGUUAUCUAGUGGUAACCCUAAGUACAACUUCGGACAGCGUAGUUCAGCCUCUAGUUUGUGUAGUACAGGAAGAUACCUGACAGUAAAACUGGAGAAGGAAAAUUACAAAUCAACUAAUUUUCAGUUUAAACUAAGAAUUUUAGAGGAAAGUCAAACUGAUGGUUUGAUAAACGGUUUAAAUGGGUUUGUGAUGUCAGUUGGAGUAAUCAUUGCUAUCAUUAUUUGUGUUGUGGUGCUGAUCACAGUUUUUGCCGUUGUUAUCGUCUGUUGCUGUUGUAAAACUGGCGGGAUAAGCCAGUCUAAAGGAAUAAAAAUGAAUCGACAAUCAGGACCACAACAAGGGUGUAGUAAUCAACGUCCAGCUCCAUCAGUGUGUUUUACAUUACUCCACCACUUCAGGACUAUGGACAGGAUGGAUAUCAUCCCGUGCCAAUACAAGACGGUGAACCUCCGCCGGCGUACUCUGAACAACCACCGCCAUACACAACUGCGGAUAUUCCGUCUUGACGAAUCAAAAGCUGCCAUCAUUUGUAAUGUGUUGUCUAAGUAGAAUACUUUUAACUGAUUAUUUUUGUAAAUCAGGGAGUUAUUUAUUAUCCUAGAGCAUAUUUGUUAAAUAUAAAAAGUGUAUGAAAUCAUGUUAUCUAGGAUAACACAAAUGAAAUAUCUUAAAAUUGAAACUAUCUUCCUUAAAUAUGAACAUAUUUUUAUAUGUAAUAAUUCAACAUAUAUAUAUUUUUAUAUAUAUAUAAAGAGAGAUAAGGGUAGCAAAACCGUUAGGGUCACAUUUUGGUGUCGCCUGACUGCAAAUCUUAAGCGACGAAGGGAUCAUCUCUUUACAUUAUGAUCACUUCUUCACAUAAGUAUCACAUAUGUUGAUUUGUUUACUCUUCAUUCAUUCCUGUCAAAGAUUUUCUAUCUGCAACUCUUGAAAAAUUAAGCUUGUCAUAUUAUAAAAAGUAUCUCUGAUUCAUAUGCAGGACGUGAAGUUAUGCACCUGUUAUUUUACAUCUAGUUGAUUUUUGUGUUACCCAUAACAUGGAUAUUUCCAUUUUUGCUUAUAUUAUAUAAAUGUCUUCUAUGAAAGCCUCUCAAUUUUUGGAAAUAAAAUACAGAUUAGUAUGUUUCGAUCAAUAAUUAUUCGUGGUCCCUUUUGUCAUUUUCUUGUGCUAGCAGAUAAUGGACGAUCUCUCUAUGUAUCAAACGCACCAAACUUCGAUAAAGAUACAUGUAUUUGUUUGUUAAGUUGAGUCAGUAAAAGCAUCUGGAUUUUUUCUUUGAAAUGUGAACUUUAGUAAAACAAACAUUUAUUGUUUGGCCUUAAUAUUUAUGAUAUACAUGAAAGAUAAAGUAAGAGUAUUGUUAGAUGUAAGUAAAUAAUUUUAUGCGUGUAAAAUGUAUUUAUUACGGAUGAGUAUUAUUCUAGUCACUGAAGGUAUAUUAGUAGUUUGUAUUUUAGUAGAAACCAAUUCACUCUCGAAUCUUUUCCCUAGUAUUGCCAUUUUUAUAGCCGAAAGUCAGUGGUUCUCUCCGGCUUUCUCUAACAAUAAAAACUGGCCGCCACGAUUAAAUCAAAAUAUUACUGAAGGUGGCGUUAAAAAACAACAAUCAAACAACCAAUCGAAUCUUUUUAUUCAUGCAUAAAGUGCAUUUUUGAAAUUGUCUUGUGCCAUCAUAUUUUCACGGAAUCUUUGUGCCAUCCAUGACAGAAUAAAAUAGUUUAUUUUAAAAUUGACCCUUAAUUGAUACAUUCCGUAUGGAAAUUUCCAGGGUCCUGAAAUGUGCAUUUUACUUGGUUAUUAUAUCCCUAAUUUUAAAUCGUUUAUAUGUAUAUUUUACAAAAUUUAGAGCUUUAUACCUAGAUAAAAUUAGGUAAAUAUUCCUGUCAAAAUCAUUUUUCCCCAGUCGAGCAGAUAUCAAUACGGACGGGUCAUGCAAGCUCUUGUCUUUUUGCCUUUUUGGCUACGUUUGUACUUCUAUAUUUGACCGCUUUGAAAAAUUCCUAAAUGGAUUUUGAUGCUACUAUCGACACUUGAUAUUCUAUUUAUGCUUCUUUAUUGUUUAUUUAUGUUUGCUUUUGUUAAUAUUAAUUUAUGAGUUGUGUUUUGUUGAUGUUAACGAUUAGUGCAAUAGAUAUAAUAGUAAGGUAAUGUGAUAUUAAUUAUUUAAUAUAGAAUUAUGUAUUUCUACACAAAUAUUUAUUUAACUUUAUACUAAGUUGUUAUUGUCCUAAGCUAUAGGUAUAUGUAAGACAGAUAAUUGAGGUCAUAAUAAAAAAAUCUAGAUUUUCAUAAACCCAUUCAAAAUUUUUCUGACAAAAAAAAAGUUUUAUUCCUGAAUAUUUUCUUUCAUCUUGCUUGAGGUUUUACCAGAUGUGGUUUAAAAAAAUUAAAAUAAUUUUACAAUCGCCCACCUCGAUUAUUCAAAGAAGUUGAAUGUGAAUCUAGAAGUUUUCUAUAAUGACCUAACUGUAUGAUAUGAUUGUAAUAAAAAAUAGGAUGAA